This is a messenger RNA of Oryza brachyantha (malo sina), 1158 nucleotides long. Its product is annotated as scarecrow-like protein 6. The transcript has a single exon. Gene Ontology annotation, molecular function: sequence-specific DNA binding; DNA-binding transcription factor activity. The coding region runs from base 1 to 1158 and encodes 385 amino acids. The record is from RefSeq and is a predicted model, not a curated record. NCBI's taxonomy places the organism in Eukaryota, Viridiplantae, Streptophyta, Magnoliopsida, Poales, Poaceae. Gene Ontology annotation, cellular component: nucleus. Gene Ontology annotation, biological process: regulation of DNA-templated transcription.
AUGGACCCACACAUGCCUUCUUCUCCUCCUUUCCCCCAACCCUUCCCAAAGAAGCCGCCCACCGACGACGACACCAGUAGUGGCGGCGUCGACCAGCUGGCCCAGGCCGCCAAGCUUGCCGAGGCCGGCGACGUCUUCGCCGCCCGCCAGAUUUUGGCGCGGCUCAACCACCGCCUCCCCGCCGCCCCCACGCCGCUGCUCCGCUCUGCCUUCUAUUUCAAGGAGGCACUGCGCGUCGCCCUCUCGUCGCCCACCACCACUACCGCCGCCUCCACCAACUCCACGCCGCUCGACCUCCUCCUCAAGCUCACCGCCUACAAGGCCUUCUCCGACCUGUCCCCGGUGCUCCACUUCGCGCACUUCACCUGCGUCCAGGCCGUGCUCGACGAGCUCGGCGCCGCCCCCUGCAUCCACGUCCUCGACUUCGACAUCGGCGUCGGCGAGCAGUGGGCCUCGCUCAUGCAUGACCUGGCCCAGCGCCACACCCACACCGGCGUCGCGCUCAAGGUCACCGCCCUCGUCUCCACGGCCUCGCACCACCCGAUCGAGCUGCAGCUCAUCCACGACAGCCUCUCCAGCUUCGCCGCCGAGCUCGGCGUCCCAUUCCGGUUCGCCGCCUUUGACCUCAACGCCACCGACCUCACGGGCCUUCUUGCCGUUACCGCCGGCGACGCCAUUGCCGUGCACCUCCCUGUCGGCUCGGUCCACGCUCCCGCGGUGCCGUCCGUCCUCCACCUGGUCAGGCGGCUUGGCGCCAAGCUGGUUGUCUCCGUCGACCGCGGCUGUGACCGCGGCGACCAGCCGUUCGCGGCGCACCUGCUGCAGGCAUUGCAGUCCACCGUGUUCCUGCUGGAGUCACUGGACGCCAUGGGAACGGACUCGGACGUGGCGGCCAAGAUCGAGCGCUUCUGGGUGCAGCCAAAGAUCGACGAGUGCGUUCGUGCCGCCGCCGCGGGCGACAGGACGCCGCCGUGGCGGGCGACGCUGGCGUCGGCGGGGUUCGUGCCGGUGCAAGUGAGCAGCUUCGCGGAGGCGCAGGCGGAGUCGCUCCUGAAGAAGCUGCCGGUGAGGGGGUUCCGACUGGAGAGGCGCGCCGGCUCGCUCUUCCUCCAUUGGCAACGCGGCGAGCUUGCCUCCGUCUCCGCAUGGCGGUGUUGA